Messenger RNA from Macadamia integrifolia, 3888 nucleotides. RefSeq names its product disease resistance protein RPS5-like. The transcript is spliced from 3 exons. NCBI's taxonomy places the organism in Eukaryota, Viridiplantae, Streptophyta, Magnoliopsida, Proteales, Proteaceae. The coding region runs from base 803 to 2665 and encodes 620 amino acids. The record is from RefSeq and is a predicted model, not a curated record. Gene Ontology annotation, molecular function: ADP binding; ATP hydrolysis activity; protein binding.
UGAAUGAAAAUAAUUCUGAUUUCACCUUAUAUCUAUCCGGUGCAGUUUUGGUUUCACAAUGUCAAAAUGUAAAUAGAACCGAAACUGAACCGAACCGAAAAAUCAAAACCGCACCGAUUGACACCCCUACUCCGCCUUCUACUUCUCCCCCUGCUCCACCGCCAACCGCCCCUGCCUCGCAACCCUUCUCUAUCCCCACAUUCUUACCGCACUACCAGCCCAAGCUUGCGCUGGCGAACGAGUUGGCUACUGCUCCGACUCCCUCUGUUCAUUGACAGCCCUCGACUCCAAUCCAAGACAACAGUUACUACUGCUGCGAGGGCGAAAAGCCUCAGAUUUUUCCAGGGUUCGUACCCGUCGUCGCACAUUCUUAUCGCCUUUGAGAUUCCCCUCUUCAAGGGCAGCUUACGACUCGAUCUGAAUUCAGAAGCUUUGGGUGAGCUUACAAAGCGUCAAGACGGGUCACGGACCGAAAUAUUCAUGACGGACUGCUGUUAUGCUUUUCACUUCCCCUGCAUGGUAGCACGCCUUAGGAAGCACGGAAGCCUCGUCUGCCCUAUCUGCAACACCAGCGCACUUCACGUGCUUGUGAGUUAUUCCUAAUCGUCCAACUCUAAAACCCCAUAAUCAAAUCAGACAUAUUUUAAACCCUAAGGUUUGGAGUGAGUCUGCAACUUCGAACUGCAAAGACCAAUGGAUUGAACUGGGUUUUCGUCCGCAAGACUACGCGUGAUGCAGAUCGCAAGAAGGCUAACUUUAUCCUCCGGAAAUUCUACUGUUCCACUAGAGGAUUCAAAAGUGGAUGAACUACUUGGGAAGCUCCAGUGCCAAUGUCAAUGGCCUGCAAACUGUAGUUCAAAAUCUAAAGGCAAGGAGGAAUGAUGAGAAAAGCACUCUAAAAGCAGCAGAAAAUGCUGGACGAGUCAUGACUGAUGUAGCGAGCAAUUGGUUCAGGUCCAUCCAUGAAAUCGAACUGGAAGCUGAUGCCAUAGAAAAGGAGUAUAAUCAAGGGAGGUGUGCAGGGGGUUGGUGUGUGAACUGCUGGUCACGCUACAAAUUGAGUAAGAUGUCCAUAGAGCUCAGUUUAAAGGCUGAGAGUAGGCUCAACGAUCAAUUUGUUGUGGCAAGGCAACCUUCUCCAAAGUCUGUGAUAGAGAUAGAAAGUGAGCCAAUCGAGAUCCAGCCAUCAACUCAACAACUGCUGCUGAAGAUGCUUGAUUGCAUAGGUGAUCCAGAAAUUGGGAUCAUUGGAGUAUAUGGUAUGGGGGGAGUGGGUAAAACAACUCUAGCUGGAAAAGUAAAUAAUCACUACAAAGUGAAUUCUUGUUUUGAGACUGUGAUAAUGGUUAGCGUGUCUGCUACUCCCAACAUACGAAGUAUCCAAACCAGUAUAAGUAAGCGCAUUGGAUUAGAUUUAUCGAAUGAUAAUGAGGAUGAUGCAAGAGAGAAGUUGUUUGAUGCCCUAAGGAAGAAGAAAUUUCUUCUAAUUUUGGAUGAUGUGUGGCGCAGAUUAGAGCUCAAGGAUAUUGGAAUCCCUCACCCUCGAAACCAACACAAAGGGAGCAAGCUCCUAGUGACUAGUCGGAGUCAAGAUGCUUGCACUGAUAUGGGUGCUAGAAAAACAAUAAAAGUGGAGCCACUAUCAAAAGAUGAGUCGUGGAACCUCUUUAUUGAAAAAGCUGGCCAACAUGUUGCUGCCAACCAUCUAAAGUGCUUUGCUGAAAAAAUUGUUGGAAGGUGUAAAGGUCUACCUCUUGCAAUUGUCACUGUUGCACGUGCAAUGGCAAACCGACAUGGAGUUGGGGAGUGGAUGAAUGCUGCAAGGGAAAUGGAGCAAUCAGCCACAGAUCUCCGAGGUAUGAAGGAAGAAGUAUUUGUUCCUUUAAAAUUCAGUUUUGAUAGAUUGGAGGAUGAUAUGCUUAGGAGUCUAUUUCUUUAUUGUGCCUGCUUCCCUGAAGACUAUAACAUAGGAAAAGAUGAGAUAGUAAAUUAUUGUGUUGGAGAAGGAUUUGCAGAUAGAUUAGGCAGUUUGACAGCUGCUAGGAAUAAAUGUGAAGCUCUGAUUGGGAGCUUGAAAAUUGCUUGCUUGUUGGAAGAUGGAGAGGAUGAAGGUAGUGUGAGGAUGCAUGAUAUGAUACGAGAGCUUGCACUUGGGAUUACUUCCUCAGAUUCUGAUAGUAGUCCCAAGUUCUUGAUAAGGACUGGUGAAUCGUUUAAAGAGGCACCAAAGGCUAGUGAGUGGCUACAUGCAACAAGGAUUUCACUAAUGCAUACCCAAAUAAAAGAGUUCCCACAAUUAGUAGGGAGGUGCCAAAAACUAGUCACUUUGCUAUUGAGCUACAAUAGGAUCCUCACUGUUCCUCCAACAAAUUUCUUGCAACACAUGGAGGGUCUUAGUGUUCUUGAUCUUUCUUAUACAUAUACAUUGGAGUAUCUCCCAGAUUCAUUGUCAUGUUUGGUAAAUCUUCGGGUGCUUAGGUUACGGGGAUGUUCAUCGUUGAGAGCAUUGCCUGCACUGGAAAUGCUCCAACAGCUCCAAGUUUUAGAUUUGUCUUAUUGUCAAAUGUUAGACCAACAAAUCUUUGGAUCUGAAUGCAUGGGAUGUAUAAGUAAUCUGAGAUACUUUGAUUGGGAGAGACCAAAGUUUCUAUUUCAGCAGGGAUAAUUUCCCGUUUGCUCAAAUUGGAGCAAUCGAGCUUGUUUAAAGCAUAUAAGAUAAAAUGGAAGGUGAGUGCUGAAAAUGAAAAAUGGGAUGGGAGUGGCUCUGAUUGUAGAGGACAAAGGGAUGAGGGAAACAGCGAUGAUCAGGAGAGCGAAACAACGAUGAUCAGGAGAGCAGUGGCUCCAAUGGCAGUCAUCAACCCUCCAUCAUUGAUGUUGGGGAGUUGUCUCACUUGACCCAGUUAACAUCUCUUUCCAUUUCCUUCAAUGGUAUCAUUAUUUCUGAUUGGUUCAAACCUUUAGCCAAGAAGAUGAUGGAAUUGUUGCUGGAGCAUUGCACAAUUAAACAAGGCACUAUACAAGCUCUCAAUGAAUGCAAUUAUCUACGGUGGUUACAUAUUCAGAAAUGCACGGGUCUGACAUGUGUGCCCACUCGUGUUGAAGAAUAUUUGGGAAUAGGGGGUUGUGAGGACUUGGAGAAGGUGUUGGAUGGAGCGAAUGCAGGUCAUGAUUCCUUUCAGAGAUUAAAAGAUUUAUUUCUGUCUAGAUUGCCAAAAUUGGAAAGCAUAUGUGUUGGCAUUGCACCACUAAAUUUCUUUGGUAAACUACGACAAAUAGAUAUAUGGUACUGCAGUAGAUUGAAGAUGGUCUUCACGAAGGAAAUGCCAAGCCUGUUCAAUGAGUUGACGCUCAUUAGAGUUGUUGAUUGUGAUAGAAUGGAAGUAAUAAUUGAAGUUGAGGAAGAGGGUGGGAAGAUGGAAGGGAGUAGUAGUAAUAAUGGAGUGAUCUCACCAUUCCCAAAACUGAGAGAAUUAAAUCUACAAGAUCUACCUGCACUGGCCGAUGUAUGCAGCAACCAUAUCUUGCAUUGCCCACUUAUAGGGUUGGUGAGGGUGAACAAGUGUCCAAAGCUAAAGAAGGAUCCUCUCCGCAUACGCAACGCGGACGGGUUACUUAUAAUCCAGGAGAUAAUGUGGGAAGGUAAGGUCAUGCAAGAGGAAAUUCAAGAGACUUGAGUAAUUGUCUUCUCUGUGACCUUGAGAGAUUAGGUCUUGAAGUCUCAUGUCUCUAUGUGGGAGUCGCAUCUCACUGCAUCCUUCAUCCCCCCCCCCCCCAAAAAAAAAAAAAAUCCUUUUCUAGUUUGAGUUAUGUAACAUGAUAUCAUACCAUAUGUAACAGCCGUAUCGGACUGGCACUGUGUCAAAAAGCUGCUUUCCCCCAUCAAAA